Pteronotus mesoamericanus is the source of this 4790-nucleotide messenger RNA. It is a transcript of the gene POU6F1, whose product is annotated as POU class 6 homeobox 1. Gene Ontology annotation, molecular function: DNA-binding transcription factor activity, RNA polymerase II-specific; RNA polymerase II cis-regulatory region sequence-specific DNA binding. The record is from RefSeq and is a predicted model, not a curated record. Gene Ontology annotation, biological process: regulation of transcription by RNA polymerase II. The transcript has 11 exons. Lineage: Eukaryota; Metazoa; Chordata; Mammalia; Chiroptera; Mormoopidae. Bases 214 to 2049 code for a protein of 611 amino acids.
GGUUCCCGGGCCGAGCCGAGCCCAGCCAAGCCGCACUGGCUUCUUUGUCUACAGGCGGCGGCCGCCCCGAGCCCCGGCCUCCCGGCCCGGGCUGUGAGAUGAAUCUCUAAUCGGUAGCCACCAGGCACCCGGGGCGAAGGCGGCUCGGGCUCGGGCUCGGGCUCCGGAUGUGCUAGGUGUGGGCCGACCCCCACCCCACCCUGACAAGUGACCAUGGACCCAGGAGCUGGCCCAGAGUCAUCUCUGACUGUCAAUGAGCAGGUCAUCGUGAUGUCAGGCCAUGAGACCAUCCGUGUGCUGGAAGUUGGCGUGGACGCCCAGAUCCCUUCUGAGGAGGAGGGCAAAGGACUGGAGGCUGUGGCCGCCGAGGGCUGCCAGAGCGGAGGCCCUGCUGAAGCCCAUGAACCAGCUGGUGAAGCUGGGCCAGACAACCCAGACUCCUCUGCAGAGGCAACUGUGAAGUCACUCCCAGGGAUCCCUUCGAGCCCUGUCCCUGCUGUCGCCACGUUCAACCAAGCCCCAAGCCAGCCUCAGGCAUCGCAGACCCUGACACCACUGGCUGUACAAGCUGCCCCCCAGGUCUUGACUCAGGAAAACUUAGCCACAGUUCUGACAGGAGUUAUGGUUCCAGCAGGGGCAGUUACUCAACCUCUUCUUAUCCCCAUCAGUAUUGCAGGUCAAGUGGCUGGUCAGCAGGGGCUGGCCGUGUGGACAAUUCCUACAGCAACCGUGGCUGCCCUCCCAGGACUGACCGCUGCUUCUCCUACGGGGGGAAUUUUCAAGCCACCUUUAGCCAGUCUCCAAGCAGCUGCCGUGCUGAACACCGCUCUCCCAGCACCCGUUCAAGCUGCCCCACCGGUACAGGCCUCCUCGCCUGCCCAGCCCCGGCCACCAGCUCAGCCCCAGACGCUGUUCCAGACCCCGCCGCUGCUGCAGACCACGCCUGCCAUUCUACCGCAGCCCACUGCUACCACCGCUGCUGCCCCCACCCCCAAGCCACUGGACACCCCCCAACAGAUCACCCUCCAGCCUGCAGGCUUUGCAUUUAGCCCGGGAAUCAUCAGUGCUGCUUCCCUCGGGGGACAGACCCAGAUCCUGGGCUCCCUCACGACAACUCCGGUCAUUGCCAAUGCCCUUCCCAGCAUGCCAGGGAUCAGCAGUCAGAUCCUCACCAAUGCUCAGGGACAGGUUAUUGGAACACUUCCGUGGGUAGUGAACUCGGCCAGCGUGGCAGCCCCAGCACCCGCCCAAAGCCUGCAGGUCCAGGCUGUGACCCCCCAGCUGCUGCUGAACGCCCAGGGCCAGGUGAUUGCCACCUUGGCCAGCAGCCCCCUGCCUCCACCUGUGGCUGUCCGGAAGCCAAGCACGCCUGAGUCCCCUGCUAAGAGUGAGGUGCAGCCCAUCCAGCCGACGCCGGCCGUGCCCCCGCCUGCUGUGGUCAUCGCCAGCCCGGCCCCAGCGGCCAAGCCGUCUGCCUCCGCUCCCAUCCCAAUUACCUGCUCAGAGACCCCCACUGUCAGCCAGCUGGUGUCCAAGCCACAUACCCCAAGUCUGGAUGAGGAUGGAAUCAACUUAGAAGAGAUCCGGGAGUUUGCCAAGAACUUCAAGAUCCGGCGGCUGUCCCUGGGCCUCACACAGACCCAGGUGGGGCAGGCUCUGACUGCAACAGAAGGCCCGGCCUACAGCCAGUCAGCCAUCUGCCGGUUCGAGAAGCUGGACAUCACGCCCAAGAGCGCCCAGAAGCUGAAGCCGGUGCUGGAGAAGUGGCUGAAUGAAGCCGAGCUCCGGAACCAAGAAGGCCAGCAGAACCUGAUGGAGUUUGUGGGCGGGGAGCCCUCCAAGAAACGCAAACGCCGCACGUCUUUCACCCCCCAGGCCAUAGUGGCCCUCAAUGCCUACUUCGAGAAGAACCCGCUGCCCACUGGCCAGGAAAUAACCGAGAUUGCUAAGGAGCUCAACUAUGACCGGGAGGUCGUGCGGGUCUGGUUCUGCAACCGGCGCCAGACACUCAAGAACACCAGCAAGCUGAACGUCUUUCAGAUCCCUUAGGGCUCAGCCCCCAGCCCUGCGUUCCAGCACUUUGUACUUGUCCCUUGGCACCCGGCUGCAGCCACGGCCGUGACAGCACCUGUCAUUCCGCUACCUGUGGCUGUGCUUGUCCUGGGUCUUGAGACUCUACCGUGUGCAUGCGCGUCAGCUGCCUCCCCCGUGUCCCCCACAUAUUGCACACCACGCGGAGGGCAGAGGGGCCCGCUGAGCGUGUCGGGCUCUGGGCUGCUCACGCCGAGGGAGGGAAUUCGUGGUGUCACUUAAAGAAGCACUUUGCUAACGUGGUUUUUGAAGGGUGAAUUCUGCCCUGUCUGUGGGGCAGGGCUGCAGCAGCCCCUAAAGACUGGUCAUUAGCUCUUGGUUUUGAUGGCAUUCUCUUUCCACCCUCUCUCCUGUGCUCCUCUGUGUAAGUGUGGCAGGUGUGGCAGCGUGUCCGUAGAACCACAAGCUCACCCCCCUUUGCCUGCAGGCACACUAUCCCCCGAGAGGACCCAACGCCACAGUUCUGAAAAGUGUGAUGUGCUGCUCAGGAGGUCAGGCUCAGUGUCUGCCUUGACCUCAAGGUCAGAAGUUUCCACGGCCCUGGGGCCAGAACGUGUCACCUCCUCUCCCACCUCUCCCUGGUUCCUAUGGAGGAAAAUUGCACUAAAGCAGAACCUUUUCUUUUGUAGUCCAUGUUGGAAGGAAGCAACAGUGAGCUCUAGCUGUCCCGGAGGUGACCUGGAUUUGUGGCAGGUUGGGAAUUUAGUAAAUAAGGCCGUUCUUCCAGAUUUUAAUCUAAUCUCUAUCCUUAACUAUCUCCUCCAAAACAGUGUGCGUUCAGAGAACUUGCAGCCUGGAAAAUCCCCUCCCCACCCAAGUAAGCAGGCACUUCGGAGAAAAAUGAGGAAAGACAUACUGGCUCUUUCUCUUGUCCUCACAUUCUUUCCCAAGCCAGGAUUGGGGCCUUUUCAGAAGGGGCAAAUCAAACAAUAAACCAGACAGCAAGGCCUGGGAGAAAAGCCAACAUCCAGAAAGAGCGGAUGGCGGCCCAGGAAGGUCUCUUGUGGAAGGUGACUUAACUCUAAUUUUCUUUGUCACUUUAAGCCUUGGAUAGUGGAGGAGAAAUCUUCUGUCCAGAGUCUUAGACCCUGCAUUUGUGGGAACAAUCCCCUCAGUGCCCCACUGAACAAAGAACACCCCUGCGGCGGGCCGGCUUUUGCCCCAGGAGGGUAACCUCGGCACAUGGGGGGGUUGGCUGCUCGCCCAAGCACCUAACUGAGAGUUUCCCAGCCUCACUGUGGCUCAGUAAUCCCUGGAACUCAGCACGUGACUCCAGGAAGUCAGCAAGAACUACAGCGUUUGCUUCGAUGAGGCCAGCCUUGCUGCAUAGACCAUCCCCCCGGGCCACAAGUCACAGGGGUCUGCCACGCUCCGUCACUCCUCCUGUCCUGACAGAGCCAGGUCUCUAGCAGCUGCCCUCCACUGCACCUCACAUGGUACAGCCCGAGGAGGCGACUGCCAGGAGGUGAGGGCCCGUCACUCACUGUGCUGGUCACUACAGCCACCUCCCAGCCUAGCCUCCUCUAGCAUGCUGUUUCCUUCCCUGCCUACAACUGGUCCCUCCCAGGCUCCACAGUGCCAGCGUGGUCACCCUCUCAGUCGCCCUGCCAGCGUGGGAACCCAGCUUUGUGUCAAGGUGCCACAUACACUCCUGCCCCACGCUACUGGGACCAGCAAACCUGUCGGAGUGAGGCAGGAGUGAGGAAGCAGGUAACUGCCUUGCCUGCCCCAGCUUCCCAGGAGAAAAUGUCUCCAAAGGAGGGAGGGUCCACACUCAAGUUCAGGGUUAUCGACCUGUCUCAGUGAGAUGAAGGGAGGGGUGUUGUAAACAAGUUUUCGGUAAUAAAGUCCUGGAGCUUGUUAAGGAUUCCGUGAUUUACACUGCAGUAAAUUAGAGAGCUACAGGUUCUCACCCUCAAACUCUUGCGUUCAGAUGCACUUCCUUCCAGGUGGGUCACAGCCAGUACCCUGGGGGUAGCCAAUAGCCUAGGGUGUGUCCGUGGCAGUGGCCAUGCAGGACACCAACUGUCUGGUGUCAGGGCAAGAAAAGGAUAAUGAACUGCUGGUCUAAAUUAGGUCUGGUUGUGCUUUCUCGGUUCCUCUCUCAUCUAAACCCGUCUUUCCAAGGCUGGGCUGGAGCUAAACCAUUUUCUCUUCUGCAGGGAGGAUGGUGGGUCUUCCAGAGGAAUGGUGUCGGGGCAGAAUAUUUGCAGGCAGAGUUCCCCAGGCAGGAGGCGCAGGGUGUCCCCGAAAUGUGCCCAAAGCAGAGCUCAUUGGCCUACAAUCUCCUGCUUCCCCACCGUAGGAAACACAACCCCCUGGGAAGCACCUGUGGCCCUGAGGUGGGCUUUCUGUUUUGUUUCUGGUAACAUCAGACUCUAAAGGGAGCUGAUAUAAAUUUUGUUUUGAAAGCACCUUUCUGGACUUAAAGCCAGAGCUCAGUGGCUCCUUUGCCAUGGAAAGGAGGGAGAAAGGGCGGUUCUGGUUUCACUGUUUGCUUGUGGUUUUGUUUGUUUGUUUUUGUUUUAAAUAAAAGAAAAACCAAAACUUUCCAGGCCUGGUGAAUUAGCUGAGACCUUUGACCCUGCAUUGUGCAUAGUAUUUUAUCAGCUGAGGUCCAGGGAACGAAUUUGGCCAAAUGGAUUGAGGAAUACACUCGAAUUUGGAAUGAGAAUCCAUGACCAUUUUUGUGUCCUUGC